Psylliodes chrysocephalus is the source of this 2309-nucleotide messenger RNA. The record is from the annotation of a GenBank genome assembly. NCBI's taxonomy places the organism in Eukaryota, Metazoa, Arthropoda, Insecta, Coleoptera, Chrysomelidae.
CUCAAAGUGGCUGUGGUGCGUGUGUUUCGCGUUGAAUAAAACUGUAGGUACCUUCAAGGCAACUCUAAGCAGUUUUACCUGGUUGUAACUUAUAUCUCGUAUAAAUAUAUCUAAUCUAAGAAUCAUAUAUAUAAACGUUUACUUCUCGUCAUGACCGUGAAAUCUAAACAUUUUGUAAUUAUUGGAAAAUAGUAAAACGCGUUUUUUCCGCGCGGAGUGUGAUUGUUUAAUAUAAAUAAGGAAGUACUUUGGUGGAUCAAUAAUGAUGACACAAAAAUUUCCCUAUUGAACCAAAUGGUACCGAUAUUAAAACGCAAAAACUCAAAACUAACCAAUAAUGAAUACAACUCCGCAAAAACUUUUUUAUCGACCUGGGGUAAUAGAAGAACUAGAAGAGCUAAAAAGUCUCUACGAUGAACAAAACUUUAGGAAUAUUAACGAGAGUUUGCCCACAUUACCUCCGCUUCGUAAUGGACAGAACCUUCUAUCAAUUCCGAGUGCUCCCAACCUCAAUCGGAUCCAUACUUCGUCAAGUUUUCCCAAAUUAUCUAAUGCUACCAGCAUGGGCAGGAUAUCGACCGCGAAUAGUUCUUUAAUUUAUAUGCCUGGAUCAAUUCGAUAUGACAGCUCUAGACGCUCUUUUCGGCCAAAUGCCCUAAGAAAAAUGCGAAGACGAGCAGUAUUUAAAAACGGAGACUGUAAUAUCCUUCAAUCUAGAAUCUCGAGACGCCGAUUAAGAUACCUACAAGAUAUAUUCACCACUCUGGUCGAUUCGCAAUGGAGGUGGACGCUGACUAUUUUCGCCAUAGGAUUUUUAGGCUCGUGGUUGAUAUUUGCUCUCAUUUGGUGGCUGAUCGUCUUCACACACGGCGAUCUUGAAGAUGAUCAUUUACCAACACAACAGGGGAAUUCACUUUGGUCACCUUGUGUUCUUAAUAUUCAUGGUUUCACGUCGUGUUUCUUGUUUUCUAUUGAAACGCAACACACAAUUGGUUAUGGUGUCCGAACAACAACCGAAGAAUGUCCCGAAGCAAUAUUCGUCAUGUGUCUCCAAAGCAUAGCCGGAAUGAUAAUUCAGGCAUUCAUGGUAGGCAUAGUUUUCGCCAAAAUGACCCGUCCGAAGCUACGGACUCAAACCCUCCAAUUCUCCAAAAAUGCAGUGAUCUGCCAACGAGACGGGUGCCUCUGUCUCAUGUUCAGAGUCGGAGAUAUGAGAAAAAGCCACAUUAUAGGAGCCAGCAUACGAGCUCAGCUGAUCAGAUCCAAAACUACAAAAGAAGGAGAGAUACUUUGCAACUUCCAAACGGAGCUAAACGUCAACGCCGAUGGUUGCGAUGGAAAUCUCUUCUUUAUUUGGCCCAUGACAAUUGUUCAUAAGAUAGAUGAAGAGUCGCCGUUUUAUUUUCUAACUGCCAGCGACAUUCUUCAGGACAAAUUUGAAAUAGUAGUGAUUUUAGAAGGAACUAUCGAAAGUACUGGUCAAACGACGCAAGCUAGGUCUAGUUACUUAGCCGGUGAAGUAUUAUGGGGUCAUAGAUUUGAACCGGUCGUUUGUUAUAAUAAAGACAGACAAGGUUACGAGGUGAACUACUCGAAAUUCGAUAAUACGUUGGCUAUUGACACACCUUUAUGUUCCGGGGCCGAUCUUGCCGAAUUUUAUAAAAUGCAGCAAAUGUCGGAUAUGGACUUCAGAUACGUAUCACAAACCCGUCUUUCUCCGAAUAACACAUUCAUAAUUCAAAGUGCUCCAAUUUCACGCGUUCCAUCAAUGGAACCCCUCAUACAAAAGAAAGACCUCAACUCAUUACAAUCGAAGAAUUCAGCUAGUUAUCACGAAAUGUACCCACAAAUGGAAGAUGAACCGUUAAUUGAACCGUAUGUGAAAGAAAAAGAAAUAAAGAAAAAAAUAAGUACGGCGAGUAAAUUGCAUUAUGAUAUCCUAGAAGAAAAAGACGAAGAAGAAAAAGACGAAGAAGAAAAAGACGAAGAAGAACAAGCUGGUGAAAAUGAAAAACCAAAUUCCAUGAAUACUACUAAUAAUCAAAUGAAAAACGAAUCCUUAUUUGAACCACAUGUGAAGGAAGCAGAAAUUAAGAAAAAAAUAAGUAAUGUAAACAAAUUGCAGUAUGAUAUACUUGAAGAAAAGGACGAGGAAGAGCAAGAUAACAAAAAAUUAAUUUAGCUGUUUUAUUUAUUAAGAUAUUGUUAAUUUUUUAAAUGAAUUUAUUAAUGUUUUGAUAAGAUAUUAAAAAAACACUGUAAGUAAAUUACAGUAUGAUAUAUUCUAAAGAAAAGGACGAAUAAGAGCA